Pelodiscus sinensis (Chinese soft-shelled turtle) is the source of this 5083-nucleotide messenger RNA. It is a transcript of the gene GTF2A1L, whose product is annotated as general transcription factor IIA subunit 1 like. The record is from RefSeq and is a predicted model, not a curated record. Gene Ontology annotation, biological process: transcription initiation at RNA polymerase II promoter; transcription by RNA polymerase II. Gene Ontology annotation, cellular component: transcription factor TFIIA complex. NCBI's taxonomy places the organism in Eukaryota, Metazoa, Chordata, Testudines, Trionychidae.
UUGGUACAACGCCGUGAUGCAGAGGCCUGCUGGUGCGACAGCAGGGUGGCCUGGCAGCAUAUCCGGGUGUGACGACGUGUCAGUGGGAUGCCGUGAUGCAGAGAUGCGCUGGUGCGACAGUAGGGCGGCCUGGCAGCAUAUCCGGGUGUGACGAUGUGUCAGUGGGAUGCAGAGAUGCGCUGGUGCGACAGUAGGGCGGCCUGGCAGCAUAUCCGGGUGUGACGAUGUGUCAGUGGGAUGCAGAGAUGCGCUGGUGCGACAGUAGGGCGGCCUGGCAGCAUAUCCGGGUGUGACGAUGUGUCAGUGGGAUGCAGAGAUGCGCUGGUGCGACAGUAGGGCGGCCUGGCAGCAUAUCCGGGUGUGACGAUGUGUCAGUGGGAUGCAGAGAUGCGCUGGUGCGACAGUAGGGCGGCCUGGCAGCAUAUCCGGGUGUGACGAUGUGUCAGUGGGAUGCAGAGAUGCGCUGGUGCGACAGUAGGGCGGCCUGGCAGCAUAUCCGGGUGUGACGAUGUGUCAGUGGGAUGCAGAGAUGCGCUGGUGCGACAGUAGGGCGGCCUGGCAGCAUAUCCGGGUGUGACGAUGUGUCAGUGGGAUGCAGAGAUGCGCUGGUGCGACAGUAGGGCGGCCUGGCAGCAUAUCCGGGUGUGACGAUGUGUCAGUGGGAUGCAGAGAUGCGCUGGUGCGACAGUAGGGCGGCCUGGCAGCAUAUCCGGGUGUGACGAUGUGUCAGUGGGAUGCAGAGAUGCGCUGGUGCGACAGUAGGGCGGCCUGGCAGCAUAUCCGGGUGUGACGAUGUGUCAGUGGGAUGCAGAGAUGCGCUGGUGCGACAGUAGGGCGGCCUGGCAGCAUAUCCGGGUGUGACGAUGUGUCAGUGGGAUGCAGAGAUGCGCUGGUGCGACAGUAGGGCGGCCUGGCAGCAUAUCCGGGUGUGACGAUGUGUCAGUGGGAUGCAGAGAUGCGCUGGUGCGACAGUAGGGCGGCCUGGCAGCAUAUCCGGGUGUGACGAUGUGUCAGUGGGAUGCAGAGAUGCGCUGGUGCGACAGUAGGGCGGCCUGGCAGCAUAUCCGGGUGUGACGAUGUGUCAGUGGGAUGCAGAGAUGCGCUGGUGCGACAGUAGGGCGGCCUGGCAGCAUAUCCGGGUGUGACGAUGUGUCAGUGGGAUGCAGAGAUGCGCUGGUGCGACAGUAGGGCGGCCUGGCAGCAUAUCCGGGUGUGACGAUGUGUCAGUGGGAUGCAGAGAUGCGCUGGUGCGACAGUAGGGCGGCCUGGCAGCAUAUCCGGGUGUGACGAUGUGUCAGUGGGAUGCAGAGAUGCGCUGGUGCGACAGUAGGGCGGCCUGGCAGCAUAUCCGGGUGUGACGAUGUGUCAGUGGGAUGCAGAGAUGCGCUGGUGCGACAGUAGGGUGGCCUGGCAGCAUAUCUGGGUCUGACAAACGUCUCCGAGUGACGCCGUGUCACAACACAGCAGCCACUAUAAGGCACAGCAGUUGGUGCAGUAGCAAAUGGGGCCCAGCACUAGGGCUUUGUGUUCCCUCUGCCAAAGGGAGCCGCGUGCUGUCCGGAGGUGGUUGUGCGGGUUGCCAGCCGCCUCACAGGGCUGGCGCAGCGCCAUGCGCGCUGGUGGAGAGCAGGCGCUACUCACAGCCCGGCUUGGGCCCGGCUGCCUGCGGAUCAGUUGCCAUGGGAACCGCAGAGGGCGGCAGAGAGCAGCUGCCCCGGGCGUUACACGCCGAGCUUUAUUUCUCUGGCGGAGAGGGAGGCGACGCAUGGCUGGGUGGCGCAAGCAUGGCUCACGCUAACCCCGUGCCUAAACUUUACAGAUCAAUUAUUGAAGAUGUGAUUGAAGGUGUCAGGGAGCUCUUUGCAGAAGAAGGUGUGGAGGAACAGGUCUUGAAAGACUUGAAGCAGGUUUGUUGGGUUUGGGAAGCUAAGGUGACUCAGUCUAAAGCAACAGAAGGAUUCUUUAAACAUAGCCACCAUUCCCCCCAGUUUACCUUGCAGUUGCCACACAACUUACAUCGUGCUUUGCAGACAUCGACAGCUUCUUUAGUCAUCCCUGCUGGAAGAGGAAUUCAUCAGUUCACAACAGCAGACUUGGGUGCUUCACAAACUGGUGCGACUUUGACUCUCCCUUCGGGUAUUGCUUAUCCUAUCCAUGUCCCUGCUGGAGUGACUCUACAGACUGCAUCUGGGCACCUCUAUAAAGUAAAUAUGCCUGUAAUGGUUACACAUGCUCCAGGAGGUACAAGUAUUCUGCAGCAUCCUCUUCAGCAAAUAUUUCAGCAGCUUGGGCAACCUUCAGUACUGCAGGCCAGUAUUGCCACUGUUGCAAAUGUGAAUGCAUCAUCUGUUCAGGCAACUGCUGAAAGACUGUCAUCUCAGGAAGCCCUACUCCAGAAUCCUACUGUAUUCCAACAAAGGGAAGUGGAAGGAAAACACCUGGAAAACUCUGCAAAUCCUAUUGUAUUACAGGAACAUACUAGGAGGCAGCAGCAAGUUACAUCUAACACAAUGUUCAAUCAUCAGGCAGACUCCGCAGAAAAAUCCCAGUACACAAACCUUCAAACAGCUGUGUUUACUUCUUCUGAUGGGGAUUCUACCACUGAGCCAGUGGCAAAGAAUUCAUUCGGCAUAACUGUGCAAGACCAAUUAUCCACAGAGCCUCAAGAUUCAGUGCAGCAGCAGGUGUCUGAUGAUAUCAUUGAGAUGAUUAUUCUGGGUAAUGACUUGGAUGCUAAUGCCCUUCUAAAAGAGCAGGACAGCAUUUCUAUAACAGAAGAGAUGGAAUCUACUAUACAGAUGGAAUCUGACUUACACACAGAAAAGGAUACCUGCAGUGACAUUGAUGGGAUCAUUCAGCUAGAUGGAACUGAUGAUGUUUUUCCUAAAGAGGAAGUAGAAAAUACAAGAGAUGCGGAAGAGAAUGAAUUUAUUGGUAUUAUUGAUGCAGAGGAUCUGAAAGUGCUGGAGGAGGAAGAAGAUGGUGACAGUAUUUCAAAUUCUGAAUCCGGCAGCAGCAGCAGUGAUACUGAAGAGCCCCAAAUAGACAUAAUUGAGGAGGACCCUUUAAAUUCCGGUGAUGAUGUCAGUGAGCAGGACACACCAGACUUGUUUGACACAGAUAACGUAGUAGUAUGUCAGUAUGACAAGAUUCAUCGAAGUAAGAACAAAUGGAAGUUCUAUUUGAAAGAUGGAGUAAUGUGCUUUGGGGGUAAAGACUACGUGUUUGCAAAAGCCAUUGGAGAUGCAGAGUGGUAAAUUUAAUCCUCACCAGAAUAAGUGAAGCAUAUUUUUAUUACAAUAUAUUAUGUAACCUUCAUGAAACAACUGAACUUGCUAUGUUUUGCAAUUUAAAAAAAAUUAAAAUGAAACUGCAUUUGUUAAAUAAAAUAUACAAAAUUGAAAAUUUAGUUUUGUUUCUAAUAAAUGCAGAUUAAGACUGUUCUGUGUUCUCUGUUCUGUCUCUCCUUAUUUAUUUUGUUUCUUUUUUACUAAACAUGUAAUCAGAAUGAAUAGUUUGAAAUGAUUGUGUUGGAUCUGUAAAUGAAGUGACUAAAUGUAUAUAACUUCAACUCCUUUGUUCUCGAUAAGAAUUAAAAUACAAUAAUUUUUAAUGUUUGACUACAUAAUUCUUAGUGAUUUAUGUUAAAAGAAAUGAGACUGUAAAUUUGCUUUAAUUUCUAUGAAUGUUUGUUUUUGUUGAGAUACUGAUAUGUUUUAGCUACCCUCUUCCCUUAGCUUCAGUUUAAAGGCAGACCAGAUGUACUUCUCCAGCAGUAUCAGAUGCAAUCAGUGCAUUUUCUUCAGAUAUGACAUGUACUAAGGAGCAAUAAAUAGUCUAAUUAAAAAUGUGCCUAAUUGUCAGUCUAUACUAAUUCAUUUAACUUUGAUUCUGCACAUACUAAUUACAUUUGGAAUACACUAGUAAACUGAACAAUGUACAUCUACUGUGCCUAAUAAAGAGGAUACCGUAUCAUCUCAUACAUCCACUUAUGAAUUGUUCUUUUGGUUCUUCUUAAAAGUAAAUAAUGCUUUAAUAGGAAACACAUGCAUGCCAAAUAGGAGUUGGUAGUUAGAUGUACUAGUUAGGGAAGGUUAAAUCACUGUCCUAACAUGGGCCCAGUUCCAUUGCUCAAGGCUUUCUUUACUUACCUUGAAACAGUUGUUCAAUUCCAGUUUCCUACCUCUCAGGGUCUUGUCUAGCCCUUUCCCCUCCUCCCUCCCCCCCACCCGUCCAGCUGAGAUUUAUUCACAGCCAGAUCAGGACUCCUGCGGAGAAGUUGUGAAGAGCUCCUUUCCCGAAUCAAUUUCCCCCUUUGUGCUCCCCCGUCAGCAUGCCUGGCUGACAAUAGUAGUGAGCAGGAGCUGCUUAAAAUUGAAGGCUACAUCUGAUAGCAAGAAGAGCAUGCUAUAUUCUAGUAAUAGGCCCCUCCCUUCUCCUGUUUUUGCUGCCUCCUCAUCCUGCUCUGAGCUUUUUAAUGCAGACAGGAAAUACCAGUGACUAUGACAGGAUCCCUACAGGGAGAUGAAGAUAACUCAUUUGAGGUGUGCAGCUGAGCUACGAGGAGUGGGGACGGGGAGGCUGAAGGGAGAAGAUACACAAAAGGAAAAAUCCUAAUGACAGAAUGGAAAGAGCAAAAUCACCACCCCAGGUGGGCUGAAGGUAGUGGGGAUAGUGGGCAGAGAUUUGAAGUCAGUUGAUCUUUCUGUUUAUAGUACAAAUGAAGUACACCAUGACCUCUCAAGGGAGGAGGAGAGUCAUUCCUGGGGCAGUUUUUCUUCUGAUGGUCUGACAGGCCAACUCUUCAACUCAUAGAAUGCCUACCUGUUGACUCUAGUAACUCAUGCACACGAAUUGUUCCCACCCCACCCAUCUGGAAUGAUGAUCAAAACUUGAUAGGCCAUGGAGGAACAUCACCGUUCAAAGGAUUAGUUAAUGGUUCUGUUUUAUCCUUGGAGGAGUACAUGGAGAAGCCUCACUUCAUCACUUAAGUGUUGGAAGAGGGAAAUAAAAUAGUAGGGCUGUCAGUUAAUUGCAGUUAACUUGAGAUUAACUAAAAAACCUGUGAUAAAUUGCAAUUUUA